Molecule: messenger RNA, 471 nt
Organism: Trifolium pratense (red clover)
Lineage: Eukaryota; Viridiplantae; Streptophyta; Magnoliopsida; Fabales; Fabaceae
Product: agamous-like MADS-box protein AGL80
Exons: 1
Coding region: 1-471 (156 amino acids)
Biological process (GO): positive regulation of transcription by RNA polymerase II
Molecular function (GO): RNA polymerase II cis-regulatory region sequence-specific DNA binding; DNA-binding transcription factor activity, RNA polymerase II-specific; protein dimerization activity
Source: RefSeq, a predicted model, not a curated record
AUGGCGAGAAACAAGGUGAAACUUGCAUUUAUCUCCGACGAAUCGAAAAGGAGAGCAAGCUACAUUAAAAGAAAACGGAGUCUGAUAAAGAAGGUGACAGAACUCACAACUCUUUGUGAUGUUCCAGCUUGUGCUGUAAUUUCCAGUCCUUUUGAUUCCCACAUAGAUGUUUGGCCAAAUCUAGAGGGAACCAAGAAUGUGAUUGAGAGGUAUCAAAAUUCAACAGUCAUAAAUGAAAGCAAGAAUGUCAGCCACCAAAGAUUCAUCAUGCAAAGGACAGCUAAAGCCAGAGACCAACUAAAAAAGUUGAAACAUGGCAAUCGUGAGAAAGAGCUGAAUCUUCUUAUGUUCGAGUACCUGCAAAACAACAAUAUCUCUUACGACCUAACUCCCGAAGAAGCGAAAGAUUUAGAUAAGGUUGUUGGGAAGAUGCUGAAGGAAGUUGAUAACAAGAUUAAUACACUUGAUUGA